Messenger RNA from Auanema sp. JU1783, 3399 nucleotides. Lineage: Eukaryota; Metazoa; Nematoda; Chromadorea; Rhabditida; Rhabditidae. The record is from the annotation of a GenBank genome assembly.
AUGUCAUUAACUAGAGCUUUUAUUAUUAGCUUAUUUAUACAAAUUAUAUAUACUUUCAAUAUUGACAUUCAUUCACCACUUAAUAAGUUCGGACCAGAAAAUUCAUAUUUUGGUUAUUCAGUUGCUCAACAUUACUCCAGAGACAAAUCAGUAAUUCUUGUUGGAGCUCCAAGAGCACAAUCCAGACAAGUUGGAACAACACAAGCAGGAGCCAUUUAUUCAUGUCCUAUUAAUACGCAUUCGAAAAAGGGAGGAAAAGAAUGGUGCUCUCUUGUAAAUGCUGAAUAUGAAGAAGAGAGUGGCUAUUCGAAAACACCCGACAUGACUUCUGUCCAAGGGAAACAAUUCCAUUACUUAGGAAAAGAUGGACAACUGUUAGGAGCUGUCGUAGCAUCUCAAGCCGUCAAAGGAGGAAACGCUGUUGUAUGCUCUCCAUUAACGCGAUUCCACAACAUGAGUGGUUACGUCCAAGGCGCUUGCUACGAGUUAGACACUGAUUUGAGGAUGAAAACCUUAUAUUCCACAUGUAUGCAAAAGAACGUACCCAAAAGCUUGCGUCACAAUGAAUUCGGAGGUUGCAUGGAAGGAAUAUCAGCCACUAUAACCAAUAACACAAUAAUCACUGGUGUUAUUGGAGCACUCAAAUGGACAGGAGGAGUUUUCGCCAAAUGGUCAGAAGGAGAUCCAUUCGGUGAUAGUAAAGAGAAGUACACCAUGGCCAGUGGGGAUAGGGAAGGUAUCAGAUCGAUGCUCACAAGUCAUGAUUACCUCGGCUAUUCGGUGAAUGUCGGUCGUUUCGGUUUUUGGUAUGAAGAUCCAAGUAGAAAAGGUUCUCAAACCAUCGUAUCUGGAGCAACUCGUUCUGGUCAGCACGGAGCUGUUCUUUUCCUGCCAUUCAACAAUGAGGAUCACUCAGAUACAUUGGGCCCGGUUGAAGAUCAUUUUGUUCUGAAUGGAACAAAGAUGGGCUCUGCGUUUGGAUAUUCCACCGCAGUUUUAGAUAUUAAUAACGACGGAUUUGACGACUUGGUCGUGUCAGCUCCGUUUGAACAUCGCUCUGACACUGAUGGUCAUUUCGGAGGAAUAGUGUAUGUAUAUUUCUCUCAGGGAAUACAACGUGCCAAGUCUGAGUCCCACUUGGUUUUCCAUCCUCCUGUAGUUCUCAAAGGACCUCCCCAUUUUUCUCAAUUCGGUCUUGCAAUAACCAAAUUAGGAAAUUUGGAUGGAGAUAAGAAUGGCUAUCAAGAUUUUGCCGUAGGAGCACCGUAUUCGAACGAUGGUUCAGGAAGUGUUUAUAUCUUCUUGGGAGCUAAAAGUCCGAAAAAGAUGAGAAGAAAACCAGCACAGAUUAUCGACGGUUCUCAGUUACCUAACAUGGGUGAAGAACCGAUAAGAUCGUUUGGUUUUUCUCUCUCCGGUGGAAUGGAUGUAGACAAUAAUGGAUACCCCGAUCUAGUUGUUGGUUCAGUUCUACAGAACUCAAUAACAGUUUUGAGAUCUCGCCCUGUUAUUUCCAUCGUAGCAAGCCACAAAACAGAAUCAGAGUACGUAGACAUUGAGAAAGGUUCAAACUGUCCUCGCGGUUCAAAAACUUGCUUCCCAUUGAAAUUGGAAAUUUUUGUUGAUGCGGAGAGUAAACGAGGAGCGGAUUUGAUAGAUUUUUCAGCCGACGUGUUUACUUGUAACCUCGAGGUUAUACCGACAUCCAAACAAUUCCGUACUAGAGCCCUAAUCGAAGGCAACCAUUCAACGAAUAUGAGUUGGCCAUGCGGUAAAGGAGCUCAUAAUAACAAACGAGUAUAUAGAGAGACAAUCUACAUACCGGACGAUGACGUUUCGAAAGAUUGGAUUAAUCCACUCAAAUUCCGAUUCACAGUUAGAAUAAUGAACGAACGAACACCACCACAAGCUAUUGAAGGAAGACCUGUAACUGACUUGAGACAAUACCCAAUACUUAACAAAUACGGAGCGAGUUAUGAGUUCCAGAUUCCAUUCAACACUAGAUGUGGAGAUGACCAUGUCUGUAACUCUGAUCUCUCUUUACGUGCUGUAUUUGCUGGAAUUCCAAAAACCGAGAAAGGAUACGUUAUGAAUGUUGGUAACCGAGACCAUCUAGACAUUUCUGUGACAGUCGAAAACAAAGGAGAGAAGGCUUAUCAAGCAGCUAUGUACCUCAAGUUUGAUCCGGAAGAAUUGGAGUUACCAACAGUUGUUGGAUCAAAGAAGCUCACGUUUGAAACUGUAGGAAAGAACUAUGUAGUUGUACACCUUGGAAAUCCCAUGGAUGGAAAGGCCAAGCAUCAAUUCGACAUCCGUUUGAAACUCGUACGUGGUCGUACUGAGGGUAUAGGAAGACCUCUGGUAUUCUCGGCUCUUGUGAACUCUACAUCAGUCGAUACUAACAAAGAAGACAAUGAGUGGACCACUGAAGUUCAAAUCAUAAAGCAAGCAGAACUCGAGCUGAUCGGUAUCAGUGAACCAUCUUUCGUUUUAUAUGGAGGACAGAAUAACGGCGCUAUAGAACUAGAAGAAGACAUCGGUUUCAUGAUCCGUCAUAACUACACAGUUCACAACUUGGGACCAUGGACAGUGAGAAAUGUACGAGCCGAGUUCCAGUGGCCGUAUCAGAUAGCAUCAGAGGGUUCUAAGAAGAAAUGGGGUUUAUAUCUUUUGGAUGUGCCAACAGUUACUAUGCACAAUACUGAUGGAACAACAGAAAUAAGACGAUGUUCCGUAGAAAGGAAACUGGAAUACAUCAACCCAAUGGAUAUCAAACUUAAUACCAAGUAUACCUCCCAAGAAACUAUUCCCGCCAGACAAGACAAACAUGACAAACGCGCGAAGAGAGAUGCCGGAUCUGUCGUCGAGAAUACGCUUGCUACUGCAAGUUUCGGCCGCGAUCGAGUCGAACCGAAGAAGCGAUUUGAAAGUGGAUAUGACAUUGACGUCGUCACUAUAAGCUGUGUGGAUAACACCGCCAAAUGCUUCAACGUUGUUUGUCAUUUUGAUUUCAUUGAUGCUAAUUCUGCUCCGGUGAUAGACUUCCGGGCUCGGUUAUGGAAUUCAUCGUUCGUCGACGAUUACUAUGAUGUAGCUUAUGUGGAAGUAGUUUCGUCAGGAAAAAUAAUAUUGGAUAGCACAGAGGGAAUCGAGGAUGAUCCUUCCAAUAACAUUGCUUAUAUCAAAACCAUAGCUUAUCCCGAUCGGCCAGCUAUCGGCGUAGUUAUUCCUCUGUGGAUUAUUCUAGCUUCCGUUGCAGCCGGACUUUUCAUUCUCUUACUCUUCGUAUUAUGUUUAUGGAAGUGUGGCUUCUUCAAACGAAAGCGAGUUGGAGAACCAUCACUUCAUAGAGCUCAGUUAACACACGAACGAGAACAGUGGGCUCAAUCGCGGAUGUAA